ACCACUAGUGCAGCAGAAACAUCUACAACAACAGAGCCCUCCACAAUCACAACAACUCCUGCAGAAACAUCUAUCACUAGUACAGCAGAAACAUCUACAACAACAGAGACUUCCACAAUCACAACAACUACUGCAGAAACAUCUACCACUAGUGCAGCAGAAACAUCUACAACAACAGAGACUUCCACAUUCACAACAACUUCCACAAUCACAACAACUACUGCAGAAACAUCUACCACUAGUGCAGCAGAAACAUCUACAACAACAGAGACUUCCACAUUCACAACAGCUACUGCUGUAACAUCCAUCUCUAGUGAAGCAGAAACAUCUACAACAACAGAGCCCUCCACAAUCACAACAACUCCUGCAGAAACAUCUAUCACUAGUACAGCAGAAACAUCUACAACAACAGAGACUUCCACAUUCACAACAGCUCCUGCUGAAACAUCUACCACUAGUGCAGCAGAAACAUCUACAACAACAGAGCCCUCCACAAUCACAACAACUUCUGCAGAAACAUCUAUCACUAGUACAGCAGAAACAUCUACAACAACAGAGACAUCCACAUUCACAACAGCUCCUGCUGAAACAUCUACCACUAGUGCAGCAGAAACA
This is a messenger RNA of Carassius carassius (crucian carp), 615 nucleotides long. Its product is annotated as mucin-5AC-like. The transcript has 2 exons. The record is from RefSeq and is a predicted model, not a curated record. The annotation marks the transcript as partial. NCBI's taxonomy places the organism in Eukaryota, Metazoa, Chordata, Actinopteri, Cypriniformes, Cyprinidae.